Molecule: messenger RNA, 615 nt
Organism: Iphiclides podalirius (scarce swallowtail)
Lineage: Eukaryota; Metazoa; Arthropoda; Insecta; Lepidoptera; Papilionidae
Source: the annotation of a GenBank genome assembly
AUGGAAAAUCCAUGUCAAUCCUCAAGUGUGUUAAAUGGCAGAAGAAACGGAAAGCCGAAAACUCAUAAGAAAACCCUUCUGGAGACAAUUUUGGAGAAAUUUCUGUCGAAAUACGCCAAGUGCUCGGACACAAACGUCAGGCGGAAGCCGACAAAUAUGGAGAAACGGAUCGCUAAACUGGAGGUGCUGAUUAAAAGACUCCAGCGUGAGAUAUGCGAAUUAUCAGCGAAUGCCGGGGAAUCAUAUGAGGAGAUGAGGUGCCCGAACAGAGGCCUCACAAAUUCAGAAGGUGAGAGUACAUACUCUUGUUCACCGUGCCAAAUCGAAACGGUGAUUGUUAAGGACAUCAAUUUCAAGUCGUCAAAGCUCCUCGAAAUGGGGACCGAUAUCCGCAGCCUGGAGAAAAUUCUCGAUCUAGACGCCUCAGAUCGGAGAAAAAGUGCUUUGAUCAAACUGUGCGAAGAAGUCGAGAACGAGUGUGAGAACAACAACAUGGAAGAGGAAAUCGAUGAAUUGAUAUACGAGCUCAAAUCAGAAGUAUGCAACAAGCACACUUCUGUGAGAAACUGUGCAAGCACCGUGAAUAAUUCGAAAGAAAACUUACCAAGAAGCUCU